Messenger RNA from Anopheles arabiensis, 2181 nucleotides. RefSeq lists its product as uncharacterized. The record is from RefSeq and is a predicted model, not a curated record. NCBI's taxonomy places the organism in Eukaryota, Metazoa, Arthropoda, Insecta, Diptera, Culicidae. The coding region runs from base 1282 to 1938 and encodes 218 amino acids. The transcript is spliced from 2 exons.
CGUGCGCCCAUCUGACUGUCAACCGUUCGGACUAUUGUUGUUUUGAUUGUUGUUGUUCGGUUCGCCAGCCAAUUUUCUCUCCUGUGAUAACAACCGCGGCCACGCCACAAAAAAAAAACCUUCCCGCUCUCUCCCACUAGCCUCCCCAACCCCCCUCCCGUGGUGCGAUCCUCCGUGAAAGGAAGGGACACGAUGCCCCGGAACGUGGCCCCAGCGAAGAAGCAAAGCAAACGAGUCCAGCCCGCACGAAACGCCGUACAGCCGGGCCACCGUCGAUAAGAUAAGGACGCCAUCGUCUUUACAGUGUGCUUAUUGGCCACCCCCCAAGCACUCCAAGCCUCAUUUACAAUUCAAGAGUGGCUUCCCGCUUUCCCGUUCCUCACGCCACGAGCGACCGUACGAUGGUGGUCGCGGUGGUGCGGUAGCGCGCAGUCUCUCGUCCCCGGAGUGGUGGUGCGGCGUGUGACUGUAUUUUCGACCCGAGCUCUCCCCCGCCCGAGCUGACCGAUGCGCUUGGCAAACGUCUCUGCCGCCCGCUUCCCCGCUGCCCGGUGCAGCAACCGGUGCCGAUGUGUGAUAGAUUGUGCAUUCCGUAGUUGUUUUAUUUGUGUAGCUUCGAGUUAAAAGUAGAGUUGUGCCUCUAGUACCAGAACUGUACGAUUCAUUCAAUUCAUCCUAAAGAACGAACGAUCUACAUUCAUCUAAUCAACGUUCAUCGAUUCUUUAAAAAUCAUAAUGCACUGAGUUGGUCACCAAAAUAACGUCCUAAAUAACGCCGCCAAAACUAUAACGAACGUCAUAGUACGCCAGGUCGUUCAUUUUCCCCAUACAAAUAUGAACGUGAACCGUAUGACCAGGACGUUCACGAAAAGAACGACCUAUCCGUCGAAAUAAAGAACGUCCAGUACGUUCAUGAAAAGAACGUCCUACCAAUCGUAAUAAGGAUCUUCCUGGUCUGCCUAAUAAUUUUCAAGAUGCAAAACAAUUUACAAUUUGCAAUACAAUAAAACAAUUUACCAUAUUUUCUUCAACUGAAAUGAACGAAUGAAUCACGAUUCACGUUCAGUUCAUCUGAAUGAAAGAACUAGUACGUUCACGUUCAUGGAAAUGAACCGAAUUGCCCAAGCCUAGUUAAAAGUAGCCACCAUUCUUCGCCAAGACUGUUUACAUCCUGCCCCCCCACCCCCUCCCCUCCUCCUCCAUCUUCAAUUUGGUGCCAAAUAAACCGGGCUCGAACGAGCUGUUUGCCGACCGUCACGCAUACACGCGUGCGCUUCCCCGAUGAGCCAGCUGCCCGGCAUUGCCACGUGUUUCGGGCACGUGGUGCUUGCGGCCGUUACCGGCUGGUCGCUCAAGUACCUGCCCAGCCCGACCGGGGCGCCCGGCGGGCUGCCGGCCGUCUGGCUGAUGCUCUGGUGCCUGCUGGCGUACAGUGCGCUCGGCAUCGUGCGCUACAGCCAUCCGCAGCCCGGCAAAGCGCUGCGGCUGCUGUACGACCAGGCGGCACUGGUCGCGCGGGUCGGCCCCUUGCCGCUGCUGAACGCGCAGCUCUACCUCGAGCCGGAGCAGACGCUUGGCCCGGCCCUGCCGUACCGGACCGGGCUCGGGUACGCCCUGCCGCUCACCGCCCUGCUCGCCUACGGCGUGUGCAACCUGCUGCGCGAUCUGAACCGGCGCCACAUCGGCGACCACACCGCGACCGGCGUGCUGCUGCUGAAUGCCGCCGGUCUCACCCUGGUCGCGUCCAGCACGGACAACUACUGGGCGAUGGGGCUGGUCGUGUCGUACGUCUCGAAGCACUUCCUGCUGCCCGUGCUGGCCGAACGGUACCGCAUCCCGCCCGCCCUGCUGCACACGUACGGGCUGUGCUUUUACGAAAUCUUCGCGGUGAAUGCGGUGGCGGAUGUGCGGGCCGCCACGAUAUCGGUGAUCAUGUAGGGUCGAAAAAAGGUGUCGAAAAAGUCAAAACACAAACACGCGCUUGCCAAGCGCAACAAAUUUUACACAACGGCACCAGUUUAACCCAACCCCGAGCCUUACAGGCCCUAGAGCCUUACAGGCCCUAUCAUAUUGCGUUCGACCUUCACUUCUUCUUCUUCUUCUUUGGCUCAACAACCGAUGUCGGUCAAGGCCUGCCUGUACUCUCACUUGUGGGCUUUGGCUUUCAGUGACUAAUUGAUU